Molecule: messenger RNA, 1712 nt
Organism: Achroia grisella
Lineage: Eukaryota; Metazoa; Arthropoda; Insecta; Lepidoptera; Pyralidae
Gene: nSMase
Product: putative neutral sphingomyelinase
Exons: 6
Coding region: 152-1348 (398 amino acids)
Cellular component (GO): cytoplasm
Molecular function (GO): sphingomyelin phosphodiesterase activity
Source: RefSeq, a predicted model, not a curated record
GUCCUAUAUAUAUUUUAUUUAUCAUUCAUCACCAAGGAACAUAAUACUAUAAAGAAUUCAUCACAGUUCUAGAUAUACCAGUAUUAUCAUGUUUCUUGACAUAUACUAAAAAUAGAGGCUAUAUUUUGAUAUUAUUAAUUAUUUAUGCAAAAUGAGCUUUACAUUAAAUAUUUUCACAUUAAAUUGUUGGGGUAUUCCAGUGGUAUCGAAAAAUCGACAGGAGCGCAUGGAAGCAAUUGGCAAAUAUCUUCAAUCUAGUUCUCAUAACAUUGUUUGUUUGCAAGAAGUUUGGAGUGAAAAUGAUUAUUUAAUUUUUAAAAAAACUUUAAAAACUGUCCUUCCAUAUUCACACUAUUUUUACAGUGGUGUAAUGGGUUCAGGAUUAUGUGUGUUUUCCAAAUGGUUGAUACAGGAUGUAUUUUUCCAUCAAUGGCCACUCAAUGGUUAUAUACAUAAAAUCCAACAUGGUGACUGGUUUGGUGGUAAAGGAGUUGGUCUGUGUAGAGUAAGAUGCAAUGACAAGCUGAUUAAUAUCUAUUGCACUCAUUUACAUGCAGAGUACCAUGAGGAUGACAUGUACCUAGCACAUAGAGUACUGCAAGCAUACUCAACUGCUGAAUUUGUAAAUUUGACUACUUCGCCAGCUGAUAUCUCCAUACUUGCAGGGGAUUUGAACACUGGACCUGGAGAUUUGUCUUAUAGAAUAAUUACACAGUUACCGCAACUCCUUGAUCCCUUUGAUAUGAAAUGUGAAGGAAGCAAUCCUGCCAUCAAUAAGCCUUCAGGAACAUGUGAUGUUGCCAACAAUAGUUACAGCAAUCAAAAACAAAUAAAAGAAUGUCCAGAAGGAAAGAGAAUAGAUCAUAUUUUGUUUCAUGUGAAUUCUGCAUUGGAGGCUGAAAUAAUAAAUUUUGGGAAUCCUUUGGAAGACAGAGUACCCAAUCAGCCAUUUUCAUACUCAGACCACAAUGCUGUCUCUUUGGAGAUAUGUUUAAAACCUGUUAAGGAUGCGAAAAUAGGUGAAAGACAGUACAGUAUAAAUGGUUCGUUUGAUACGACUGUGGCACAAACUAUCAAAGUUUGUCAAGAAGCAACUGAAACCAUAACAAGAUCAAAGAAACUGUUUCUUACAUCCGGCGGUUUGCUGUUUAUGUUUCUGAUAGGAACUGUAGGAUUUUGGCCAAAUAAUGUGUUUUAUGAUGUAAUUAAAAUUGUAUUAACUGGCUUUUGUUUCUACUAUCUACUAAUGGGUACAUUAUGGAAUAAAAUAGAAAUGAAUAGUCUCAAAGCUGGACUUAGUGCUCUAGAAAAUUUCAGUAGGACAAGAAUAGAGCCCAUCAAAGAAUAAAAUGAGAUACAAUUGUUUUCACAUACUAAUAAAAUGGUCAGAAUUCAAGUACGUAAGCUAUGUCUACGAAUUUUAUACGCUUGUAAUAUACUUGAAUUCUGGAUUGCUUUCCUGUACAAACAGGAUACAUGUAAAUUGUAGGCUUAAUUUGCUCAGUGGAUAGACCAACAUAUGUGGAACAACAAGGCUGUGCUUAUUGUAAAAUUGCCUUAGCUUAUAAGACAUAACAUAUCAUUUAUAAUGUUUAUACUACAUUACAGUUUCAUCCUGUUUAAAUGAGUUAAUAGUAACUUUUUCGUACUACCCUAACGUUACUUAUAGCUAGUAACAAUUGAUUUAUGAAUGUAUCAACUAUAAAAAUAUA